Capsella rubella is the source of this 1173-nucleotide messenger RNA. RefSeq names its product F-box protein PP2-B15. The record is from RefSeq and is a predicted model, not a curated record. Lineage: Eukaryota; Viridiplantae; Streptophyta; Magnoliopsida; Brassicales; Brassicaceae. Bases 71 to 925 code for a protein of 284 amino acids. The transcript has 3 exons. Gene Ontology annotation, molecular function: protein binding.
ACCAAAAUAAUAACAAAACAGAGCCAACCUUUUCUCUCUCUCUCUCUCUAUCCUCAAAAUUUGAAGAAGGAUGAUGUUACCAGAAGCAUGCGUAGCCAAUAUCCUCUCCUUCACAACCCCGGCCGACAUAUUCUCUUCGUCGGCCGUCUCUUCGGUCUUCCAGUUCGCUGGCGAUUCUGAUCUCGUCUGGGAGAAGUUCCUACCUCCCGACUACAGCCAAGUUGUCUCUAGAUCGACUGAUCAUCACCACCCGAACUUCUCCUCCAAAAAGGAGCUCUAUCGUUAUCUCUGUGAAUCAAUUCUCAUCGAUAAUGGCAGAAAGAUGUUCAAGAUCGAGAAGCUCUCCGGGAAAAUAUCAUAUAUUUUAUCGGCAAGAGAUCUUUCCAUAACUUGGAGCGACCAACAGCAUUACUGGUCUUGGAACCCUCGAUCAGAUUCAAGAUUCUCGGAAGGGGUGGAGCUUAUAAUGACAGACUGGUUAGAAAUCAUAGGAAAAAUACAAACCGGAGUUUUAUCGCCCAACACAAACUACGACGCUUAUCUGAUUAUGAAAGUUACGUCACGUGCGUAUGGACUAGACCUAGUUCCGGCAGAGACUUGGAUAAAAGUGGGGAACGGUGAAAAGAAAACAAAGUCAACUUAUCUAAGUUGCUUGGAUGUCAAGAAACAACAAAUGGAGCGGCUGUUUUACGGACAGCGGGAACAGAGGAGGGCGAUGAUGGACAAGGUUGUCGGGAGCCAUCGGAGGGAGCCAGAGGUGAGAGACGAUGGGUGGAUGGAGACCGGACGAGAAGGUGGUGAAGACAUGGAGGUUGUUAUGAGCCUAACCGAAGUUAAAGGUUAUCAAUUGAAAGGUGGGAUUGCGAUUGAUGGAAUUGAAGUUAGGCCUAAACCCCCUAAAAGUGAGGGACUACUGUUGUACUAACGGAAAGAUGAAUGCCAAAUUUUGGGUUUACCUGAUUAUGUGUUUGGUUUGGGUCAAAUUUGUAAAAUGAGAAAACUAUUUUGGUGGGUUGGUAAAAAGUUCAAAACUAAUUGAGUUAACUUAUUAUAUAUACAUUAUUUAUACAUGUACAAUAGUUGUAAUAUAGGCCAAAGACUUGUCAUUCGAGUUGUCAAAUAUUUGGUUCGUAUGGAUAAUUGUGAAUUGUGCUUUAUAUUUGUUGACAUUUA